This is a messenger RNA of Annulohypoxylon truncatum, 2105 nucleotides long. Its product is annotated as nitrogen metabolite repression--responsible protein. The coding region runs from base 375 to 1763 and encodes 462 amino acids. The transcript has 3 exons. Lineage: Eukaryota; Fungi; Ascomycota; Sordariomycetes; Xylariales; Hypoxylaceae. The record is from RefSeq and is a predicted model, not a curated record.
GGGACAUUGAACCCCAAGAAUCCCAUCCGUAGCAAGAAAAGACAAGACUACCGUUUUGAACACUGAAAACAGCUUCGACCCAUAUUGAUCCUUAAACUUGACGCCAAAGCACACCACAGACCUACACUAUCACAACAUCUUCGAUGGACGUACCUCUUCUCCCUUCUAUUCCAUAAUUGUGGCAUUAGCCUUUUCGCUUCCUCUACCAUCGAGACCUCACGCGCCUAUCUAGGUAGCUACUUAUCUAGUAGGCUAUCUCGACUGCCUCAACUUGUCCCUUUUUUCCUUCAAUCAUAUCAACAAUUACUCUUUCUAUAUACCGUGAAGAAGCAUAAAGUGUCUAGGCCCUAAGUGGAAACUAGACCUACGACGUCAUGCCCUCUUCUAACCCUAUCAACAUUCGAACUGACUUGGUUUUUCGACCGGCGCCGGGGGAAAACGGCAAUGCUUCCCCGAAGUCAUCGGCGACGCAGAAUACAAGGCACAAGCAUACGCGAUCAUCAUACUCGGAAAGCUCACCUAUUACAGCCAUGUCGAGAAAUAAUUCGUUGACUUACCGACCCUUGAAGCGGUCGACGCCCUCGCCAGAUAAGACCAUUGCUGUCAUAAAUGCAAGUGGCCGCCAGGCCGCUUCAUUAAUUCGUAUAGCUACCGCAGUAGGUUACAAAGUCCGCGCGCAACUGCGCAACCUGGAGGGAGUCAUAGCGACUGAAGUCGCGAUGAAUCCGAAUGUCACAGUCUUCGUCGGCGAGCUUUAUCUUCGAAAUAAACCAGACGACAAGAGGGACGUCACCGUCCAUGGGCAUCUUCCGGGAAUUUUGGUUAAUCACGCUCUGAUAUCGCAACUCUUCAACGGCGCACAGCUAGCCUUUAUCAACACCACUUUCUACGGCAAUGAAAUACAGAUUGGAGAAGCGAUUGCGGACGCUGCCAAGAAGGCCGGCGUCCAGCAUUACGUAUAUUCGUCUAUGCCCGACCACGCCGCUUAUAAAUCGGACUGGCCCUCUCUACCGCUAUGGGCGGCUAAACAUGAGGUAGAAAAGUAUGUGCGUAAAAUAGGGCUACCAGCUACUUUUAUCUACACCGGGAUCUACAACAACAACUUUACGUCGCUACCAUACCCGCUCUUCUGCAUGGAACUGCAGAAAGAUGGUUCCUUCAUAUGGCAAGCUCCGUUUCACCCUAACGCCAAGCUUCCCUGGCUGGACGCCGAGCAUGACGUUGGACCAGCGAUCAUCCAGGUAUUUAAGGAUGGCCCGGAGAAAUGGACUGGAAAGCGUAUAGCGCUAGCUUACGAAUAUUUAACGCCAUUGGAAGCUUGCAAAGCAUUCGAGGAGGGAGUUGGAAGACGUGUGCGCUACAAGCGUGGUCCCAUUGACCUGAAAGUUAAGAUUCCAGAAGGCUAUCGAGAACAGCUAGAAGCACUAGAAAAGCUCUUCUCUCCGAAUAAUAACGAUCCCGCUGAGCAACCGCCAUAUUUUGGAGAUGCGGAACUAGAGAAGAAGUGCCCGGACGAUGCUCUGAAGUUAUGGGAGGGGCCCAGGGGACUAGAAGAAUACGCUCGCGAGAUUUUUCCGUUGGAAGAAGAGGCGAACGGUAUGACAUGGAUGCGUGAGGGUCCAGGUGCUACGUUCGAGGGACCUGGCGAAGUUAAUGAAGAUGUGGAGGACGAUGAGGCAGAUGAGGGUGGAGAUGAUGAAUCAAUAGAUGAGGGGUUAAUAAUGAGAGGACUCAAGCGAGACGAGGAAUCAUGGCUGGCGUAGCUACUAUUUUACUGCACGCACCACGGCCCUUUUGGCAUCCAGAAACUUGACGAUAGCGUGGUACGACCUUGCAAAAUUUACUUAACGACCUGAGAACGGAUAUUAGAAUUUGACAUUGCUAUCGAACUUCACAACACUCCGAGGCAUUUGCAUAAGGCUGGUCGCGAUGGCGUGUUUCUAGUUUGGCGUAGGUGAACUAGACAGCGCUGUUUUGAACGACAAAAAAGCAUUUUAGGUUGAAACGAUUACGGGGUAUGCAUUUGAAAAAAAAAAGGGGGUAGCGGCAUCUGAUGGUUACUACUGCUUUACUUUUCGGGGAGUAAAAUCAGCAACUCAAGAGCC